GUAAAUUUUAGAGAGAUCAGCCACUUAAUUUGUUACGAAAUUUCUCUACACUAUCCUUGCUAGCUUUCACAUAAACCCAUUAAUUUAAUUUUUUUUCCAUGGCAUUCAUCCUUCCAAGUAUUCCAAGCCUUACUACUUUUAGCAGCCUCCAAGUCAAAUUGGCAGCAAGCCAAGUGAAGGGUGAGCAUGUUCCAACUGACAUACCAAGACACCAACUCACCACUCUCAUCAGAUCCAUCAUCAACAAACAAGACGAACCACAACCCUUUUACGUUCUCGAUUUGGGAGUUCUUGUCAGCCUUAUGCAAAAAUGGAACCGUUGCCUUCCCAACGUUCAGCCCUUCUUUGCUGUCAAGUGUAACCCUGAGCCUGCAUUCAUUGCAGCAUUGGCAACGCUCGGUGCGAGCUUUGACUGCGCUAGCAAGGUGGAGAUCGAGGCCAUCCUUUCUCAUGGUGUAAGCCCCUCAAGGAUAGUCUACGCCAAUCCAUGCAAGGGUGAGAACCAUUUAAGGCACGCAGCUGGAGUCGGGGUCAAUCUUGCAACCUUCGACUCCAUGGACGAACUUAACAAGAUAAAAAGAUGCCAUCCCAAAUGUUCCUUGUUGCUCCGAAUUGCAGUCCCAAAUGACACGAGCUCCUGGCGUUCAUUUGGGACCAAAUUCGGUGCGUUGUCCGAGGAGGUGGCGCCUCUCCUUAGACAUGCACACAAACUAGGGUUGAGAGUGGUGGGAGUUUCAUUUCACGUGGGUUCGAAAGCUUCGGAAUCUCAAGUGUACCGUGGAGCAAUAGCAGCUGCUAAGGCUGCAUUCGACGUGGCAGAUGAGCUCCAACUGCCCAAAAUGCAUGUGCUUGAUAUUGGUGGUGGGUUCAAGGCAAACCCGUUAUUUGAUGAAAUAGCCGAAACCCUAAACGACGCUAUUAAAGAACACUUUGGUGAUCAUCAAUCGGAGUCUGAUCUGGUGGUGAUGGCUGAGCCAGGAAGGUUCUUUGCCGAAAUGGCUUUCACAAUGGUUGCAAAUGUGAUGGGGAAGCGAGUGAGAGGAGAGAAAAGAGAGUAUUGGAUUACCGAUGGGAUAUAUGGGUCGUUUAAUCUUCCGGCAUUUGAUAAAUCUUGUUUGACAGUUUCACCCCUCCUCCUUCACACUCCUGAUCAUGAUCAUCAUUCAGUAGCCAUAUAUUCGUCGACGGUGUUCGGACCAACCUGUGAUUCGCUGGACACGGUGGUGGCUGACUGCAAACUGCCGGAACUGAAGUUAAAUGAUUAUCUCGUGUUUCAUAACAUGGGGGCUUACACAAAUUCGGUUGGAACCAACUUUAAUGGCUUCUGCAUUUCUGCUAUUCCCACGUACUUAACAUUUACAAGUGCUAAUAAUUAAUAGGGAAUGAAAAACGAAAACAAAAAAAAUACGAAAGUAUGUGAUCGAUCUUCCCUUCUUGUCUAUUGUUAUAUAUAUGUACCUUGAGAGUGGCUUUCAUGA
Molecule: messenger RNA, 1478 nt
Organism: Malus domestica (apple)
Lineage: Eukaryota; Viridiplantae; Streptophyta; Magnoliopsida; Rosales; Rosaceae
Product: ornithine decarboxylase
Cellular component (GO): cytoplasm
Molecular function (GO): ornithine decarboxylase activity
Source: RefSeq, a predicted model, not a curated record